AUGGAGCAAUCCUUCGAUCUCCCCGACUCAACCGACUGGUUAGACACGCCGCUCUCGCUUCUCGCACCACUAGAGUCCUCUCUCCGUUGUCAAGUCUGUAAAGACUUCUUUGACAACCCGGUAAUCACGUCUUGCAGCCACACGUUCUGCUCACUAUGCAUUCGGCGAUGCCUCAGUACAGAAGGCAAAUGUCCUACGUGUCGGUCUGGCGAUCAAGAGUUGAAGCUGCGCCGUAACUGGCUCGUGCAAGAAAUACUGGAGGCGUUCAAGAACGCGCGGGACAGCACGCUCACCCUUGCGAAGAGGGAGGCAGCGCGAAUCGCUGCUGGAGACAAAGGGAUUCGAGAUCCGGCACCGAAGAAGCGGAAGGUUGGCCAUGUGGAGCAGGAAGAAGAGGUCGAGGUUGCACAUCGCAGUUCACAGCGCGUUCGUACAAGGUCGCAGCAGGUGAACGUAAAUGUCCAGGAACCUGAGGCAGAAAUGCCAGAAGUUAUUGAGGACAGUCAAGAUGAGGAAUACGUACCAGAUGAUGGCCUGGUUGCUUGUCCUAUAUGUGACCGCAGGAUGAAGAUUGAGGCAGUCAAUGCGCAUCUCGAUAGAUGUACUAAAGACGCAAGCCCAGCCCCAGCUCCGCCAAAGCAAUCAGCGUUCAGAUCCCUACAACCUCAAUCACGCCGUCCUCCGAUAUCACCUGCAAAAACACCUGAUAGACUCCCUUCAAUGAACUACUCCCUCUUUAAAGAGGGCCAACUGCGCAAGAAACUUCGAGACCUGGGAAUUCCCGACUGGGGCCCGCGGCAGCUCCUGCAGAGGCGCCACACUGAGUGGAUGAACUUGUGGAAUGCAAACUGCGAUUCCACAACCCCAAAAGGCAAGAAGGAGUUAUUGCGUGAGCUGGACGUCUGGGAACGUGCACAAGGCGGACAUGCGUCGACUUCGUCACCAUUCGUGGCGCACAGUACGGUGAUGGCCAAGGACUUUGAUGCGGCCCAGUGGUCUGCGAAUCACGAAACUGAUUUCAAGCGUCUGAUUGCGAAUGCUCGUAAGAAGAGUGAAGCUCAAGUAAGAUCGACCAUUCCUGGUGCUUCUGAGGGCUCGGGUUCGAGUGCGCGGGUGGAUAAACCUGCUCCGCCUGCGAGUGGGCUUGAUAAUGGUGCUCCAAUCGAGAUUAACUCAAGACCUGCCUGUUCCAAAUGA
Penicillium canariense is the source of this 1197-nucleotide messenger RNA. RefSeq names its product E3 ubiquitin-protein ligase RAD18 (gene rad18). Gene Ontology annotation, biological process: DNA damage tolerance; protein monoubiquitination. The record is from RefSeq and is a predicted model, not a curated record. Gene Ontology annotation, molecular function: ubiquitin protein ligase activity; single-stranded DNA binding. The transcript is spliced from 3 exons. Lineage: Eukaryota; Fungi; Ascomycota; Eurotiomycetes; Eurotiales; Aspergillaceae. Bases 1 to 1197 code for a protein of 398 amino acids. Gene Ontology annotation, cellular component: nucleus; Rad6-Rad18 complex.